UCUGCCUGUGCUGCCCUCAACGUUUCCUCGGUUCGGGCGUCGCUUCGCUUUCCGUCUCUCGAGUCUCCCACCGCUGCUCGGGCCUCCGGACCUGGCAGGAGACGGCCACUCGGCUCUGACUCGGCGCCCCAGCCUGGCUGCGGACGCCCCGGACCGCCGCACCCUCUCUGCCUCCUUGUGGUGCGUUGUCGGUCUCCCGGGUUCGCGAGGUGAGACUGCCUCCGGGUUGUUUCGUCUCCGGGACUGGACCAGAUCUGUUGAAAAGCACUCAAGAUUAUAAAAUUUAGAUGACCAAAAUGGAUAUCCGAGGUGCUGUGGAUGCUGCUGUCCCAACCAAUAUUAUUGCUGCCAAGGCUGCAGAAGUUCGUGCAAAUAAAGUGAACUGGCAGUCUUAUCUUCAGGGGCAGAUGAUUUCUGCUGAAGAUUGUGAAUUUAUUCAAAGGUUUGAAAUGAAAAGAAGUCCUGAAGAGAAGCAAGAGAUGCUUCAAACUGAAGGCAGCCAGGUGAUUGACAUAAACAUUAUUCACGAACACUUCCCUGUUUGCAACCUGAGUUCCUCCAUCAGUGAAGUAAUGGUGGUCUACCUGAAUUUUGAGUUCUUUGAUAAAGUCAUUAUCAUAACUGUUUCAAUUGUUAUUCUAAACAAUAAUGGCUCUUUACUUAAGGAGAUUGAAAAUCACCAGCGUGUUAGCAUUUUCUUUGACUAUGCGAAACGUAGCAAGAAUACUGCGUGGCCUUAUUUUCUGCCAAUGUUGAAUCGCCAGGAUCCUUUUACUGUUCAUAUGGCAGCAAGAAUUAUUGCCAAGUUAGCAGCUUGGGGAAAAGAAUUGAUGGAAGGCAGUGACUUAAAUUACUAUUUCAAUUGGAUAAAAACUCAGCUGAGUUCACAGAAACUGCGUGGUAGCGGUGUUGCUGUUGAAACAGGAACAGUCUCUUCAAGUGAUAGUUCUCAAUACGUGCAAUGUGUUGCUGGGUGUCUGCAGCUGAUGCUCCGGGUCAAUGAGUACCGCUUUGCCUGGGUGGAAGCAGAUGGGGUAAACUGCAUAAUGGGAGUUUUGAGUAACAAGUGUGGCUUUCAACUCCAGUAUCAAAUGAUUUUUUCAAUAUGGCUCCUGGCAUUCAGUCCUCAAAUGUGUGAACAUCUGCGGCGCUAUAAUAUCAUUCCUGUUCUGUCUGAUAUCCUUCAAGAAUCUGUCAAAGAGAAAGUAACAAGAAUCAUUCUUGCAGCAUUUCAUAACUUUUUAGAAAAGUCAACUGAAAGAGAAACUCGCCAAGAAUAUGCUCUGGCCAUGAUUCAGUGCAAAGUUCUGAAGCAGUUGGAGAACUUGGAACAGCAGAAGUACGAUGACGAAGAUAUCAGUGAAGAUAUUAAAUUUCUUUUGGAAAAACUUGGUGAGAGUGUCCAGGACCUUAGUUCAUUUGAUGAAUACAGUUCAGAACUUAAAUCUGGAAGGCUGGAGUGGAGUCCUGUGCACAAAUCUGAAAAAUUUUGGAGAGAGAAUGCUGUGAGGUUAAAUGAGAAGAAUUAUGAACUUUUGAAAAUCUUGACAAAACUUUUGGAAGUGUCAGAUGAUCCACAAGUCUUAGCUGUUGCUGCUCAUGAUGUUGGAGAAUAUGUGCGGCAUUAUCCACGAGGCAAACGGGUCAUCGAGCAGCUCGGUGGGAAGCAGCUGGUAAUGAACCACAUGCAUCAUGAAGACCAGCAGGUCCGGUAUAACGCUCUGCUGGCCGUGCAGAAGCUCAUGGUGCACAACUGGGAAUACCUGGGCAAGCAGCUCCAGUCCGAGCAGCCCCAGACUGCAGCCGCCCGCAGCUGAGCGGCCCUCCAGCCUCCCCUCCUGCCGCCGAGGGACCGGGGGUGGCAGCCCGUGUCUAGGGCCAAGAUGAAAUACUCUCUGAUUUUACUUACAAUUUCCUCCUGUUAUGUAGCUUUUCCCGAUGUUAAUUUCUGAAAACAAUGUUUGCCAGUUAAGUUGUGUAAAAAAGGUGUAUCCAAGGAAAAUAUUACUGUUACGUAUACUGCUUGCAAUUUCUGUAUUUAUUGUUCUCUGGAAAUGAAUAUAGUUAUUAAAGGAUUCUC
Propithecus coquereli (Coquerel's sifaka) is the source of this 2080-nucleotide messenger RNA. RefSeq names its product ATPase, H+ transporting, lysosomal 50/57kDa, V1 subunit H (gene ATP6V1H). Gene Ontology annotation, cellular component: vacuolar proton-transporting V-type ATPase, V1 domain; lysosomal membrane. Gene Ontology annotation, biological process: proton transmembrane transport. NCBI's taxonomy places the organism in Eukaryota, Metazoa, Chordata, Mammalia, Primates, Indriidae. Gene Ontology annotation, molecular function: proton-transporting ATPase activity, rotational mechanism. The coding region runs from base 288 to 1817 and encodes 509 amino acids. The record is from RefSeq and is a predicted model, not a curated record. The transcript has 14 exons.